This is a messenger RNA of Poeciliopsis prolifica (blackstripe livebearer), 2350 nucleotides long. RefSeq names its product DEP domain containing 7, paralog a (gene depdc7a). The record is from RefSeq and is a predicted model, not a curated record. The transcript is spliced from 9 exons. Bases 24 to 1628 code for a protein of 534 amino acids. NCBI's taxonomy places the organism in Eukaryota, Metazoa, Chordata, Actinopteri, Cyprinodontiformes, Poeciliidae. Gene Ontology annotation, biological process: intracellular signal transduction.
GCGCAGGGACAUGGUGCGGAUGGAUGGCUGUCCACACGGCCACAAGAGGACCAGAACAAAGCAUGGCUGGGAAGCCUUUCCGGGCCACCUACAUCUGGAACAGCAUCAUUUCCAAUCUCCAAAGUCAAGUCGAGGUGAAGCACAGGCGCCACAACCUGAAGUCGUACCACGACUGCUUCCUGGGCUCAGAAGCCGUGGACGUGGUUCUGUCGCACAUCACCCUCAGCCGUUUCUUUGGCGAUGAGGCGGUGCCUCGACACAAGGCCGUCCGGCUCUGUCAGGUCCUCAUGGACUCUAAGGUGUUUGAGCCAGUCGGGGUUAAAGUGUUUGGAAAGGAGAAGAAAAGAGACAAGUUCGAGGACAGCAGCGUCAGUUUGUACAGGUUCCUGGGUCCAGUAACCACCUCCUCCUUAUCUCUGACCAAUACCAACUCCCAGUCCACCGGUGCCAUCAAGAGUGGCUAUGGCUCGCCGAACAUGAACCAGAGCAGCUGCUCGCUGACAAGCGAAAGCCAAGGGGUCCCAAGCUACACCACCCACUCCCCGGUAAAGAGAGAGAAGCUGCUGGAGGAGGUGCUGGGGAACCUGAACCUCAGCACCACCACCACCCCCCAGAUGAGCCACCUCGGCCUCACGCAGGAGUGUUUGUAUGAAGUGUGGCACCAGCAGGCGGUGUCCAGGCUGCUGCAGCUCAUAGAGCUCCCCCUGCUGGAGAGCUUGUUAGAAGGCGAGGUCGCUUCACGAUCCUCUCUGCAUGGCAUGGCCAGCGACCCAGACCUGCUGUGUACAACCAGCUACCUGGACAGAGAAGUUCUGAAAGCCUUCAGUGAAGCACAGGCUGAUGAGUGGAUGUCAGUGGCGGUGGACUGUCUGGAGUUUCUGCCUGAUGAGCUGGUGGUGGAAGUCAGUCGAGGUUUGGCUGCUUGUGCGGAUGACCUUGUUCAGUGCAAGAGGUUGCUUUACCAGGUCCUGGUCAGGCAUUACGCACAGACGCAGCGGCCGCCUCUGCUUAACAACUAUAUCUUUGAUAUCCACUCUGGGAUCUCAGAACUACUUGUGAACGGGAAGCUGGAGCCGGCUCUGGAGGCGCUGCAGCUGAGCCUGAGGCUGCAGGACUCCCACAGCCGGGAGGAACUCCGGAGGCUCCUGAGAUUCAUGGCCACUGCGGCCAAACCGCAGGAGGUGAAGCUGCACAAAGAGAUUGAGAACAGGAUGGCGGUAAAGAGGGCUUUCUCCAGCUCCAUCGUGUACAGCGGAAGGCUCUCGAAGGGCAAGGUGGACUUGAUGGUUCUGUUCAUGAUGGAUCACCACUGUGAUAUGUUCAAAAUUCCCGUCUCCUUGCACAAGAUGGUGAGUGAAAGAUUGAGGAAUAUCGUGCUGGGGAAGGAUCCGGAUGUGAUAACAGGCACAACAUACUGCUCCAGGGUCAGUGCCAAGGAAUAUUCUGAAAGUGGACAGAAAGCCACAAAGGAGGAGAUCCUUUCUCUACUGAGGACAGUUUAUGAGAACCCCAAAUUCUCCCGGAAGGAGAAGAGGCGACUGCUGGGACAGUUUUAUAAAGCUCACCCUGAGACUUUUGUUCAGUACUUUGGAACGAAAUUGUCUAGUAUCAACAUGUUGUUGCAGUGAUAUUUAUACAAGUUAUAUGCACAUAGUAACAGAUGACUGAGCAAAAGUGUAAGCUAUAAUAUUUAAUGAUCUAUUUAACUAUUUUAUGUGGUGCGGGUCACUGAGGCAAAAUGCUCAUUUUGAUGUGAAAAAACCACUGAUGCAUUUUCUGAAAUAGAAAAAAGUUAUUUUUACUUUUUAAGCUCAAACAGACAUUAUAGGUCUGAUUCAGUCAGAAGCAAACCUGCAGGUUGGCUGUGGCUGUUAUUCUUGUGCAAUAGCAUCAGAUAAAAAUGUGAAAAUUUGACAUUGGAAACCUUAGAAGUUCCUUAUUCUGCUUUAGUGACAGUGGGGACGUGCUCCUGACUCUGCCUCAUUUUGUUUUCUGAAAAAUCAAAACAGAUGUUGGAGAGGAUUAUUUUCUUUUAUGACAAUCUCAGCCACGUUUUAGUGGUUUUUGUUUAAGUCAGGUACAAAUAACCCUUCUAAUUGGCUUACAGGAAAUGACUGGAGUGUUUCCUGUUGGUUUGAAACAUCUUGUUUGUAUUUUAGGUCGUCUGAGGUAAAAUUGCGAUGUAGAACAGAAGCGUUCAUGCAUCUUUUGCAUCAGUUCUAAGGAGACAAUGACAUCUGGUAUGCUAGCUAUAAACUGAUUCAGAGUGGAUAAUUGUGAAAGACAAAGCAAUUAUCUGCAUUUAAAUUUAAGAACAAUAAACUUGUGAAUUUGUUUCUGUGAAAUCAGA